Messenger RNA from Penaeus vannamei (Pacific white shrimp), 2050 nucleotides. It is a transcript of the gene TfIIFbeta, whose product is annotated as transcription factor TFIIFbeta. The record is from RefSeq and is a predicted model, not a curated record. NCBI's taxonomy places the organism in Eukaryota, Metazoa, Arthropoda, Malacostraca, Decapoda, Penaeidae. Gene Ontology annotation, cellular component: transcription factor TFIIF complex. Gene Ontology annotation, biological process: transcription initiation at RNA polymerase II promoter; transcription by RNA polymerase II.
AGAUACGAUGAUUUACUCUGAACAGUAUUUUCUAAGAGAUUAUAAAGUGCUAUCACUAUAUCAACUAAUUACAAUAUCAAAUAAAUAGUGAUAAUAAUAAUGAUGAUAAUAAGAAAAUAAAGUUUAAGAAGUAAUAAAAAUUAAAUAGUAAUAAUAUCGUCGAAAUGUGUCUGUGAAAGUAGAAUUUCAGCAACAACGAAUGCGUGCCAUGUAAACAACAGAGCUAGUUGGAAUUGUGUUUUGCAGUGACUUCCGGCUGCUGCUUGUCUCGCAAGGAUAAAACGCAUAUUUCCAAGCUUUUGACUUUCCUCUAUUAAUCUAAAGGGAACAAAGAUGAGUUCUUCACACGCCGAAAAGGAUCUGGAUAACACUAACUGUAGUCGUGGUGUUUGGUUGGUGAAAAUUCCCAAGUAUAUGAAGGAUAAGUGGGUAGAAUGCCCAGGAGAUGUUGGAAAGCUCAGAAUUAACAAGGCUCCAGGAAAGGUACCAACAGUUACAUUCAAGUCCUCAGAAAACUUGAUGGAUAGCAAGACCCCAAGAGAACACAAAUUCAUUUUACACAGUGUAAAAGAACAAACAUUAGGGGUGUUUUCACAUACAGUCUCCAGUGGAAGCAGUGAUGCUGUAGUUCCAGAGACAGAGAAACUGUUUAUGGAAGGGCAGGUCAUCCAGAAAUUUGAGUGUCAGCCAGUUGUGGAUACAUAUUACUUGAACCAGAAGAGAGAAGCUGUGAAGAAGGCAGCCCAGCCAUGUCGCCAGUCUAUGUUCAUCCAGAGGCCUGUCACAGUCUACCGCCCCGUUGCAACUCACAAGCAUACUAUUGAGUUAGAAGAGCGUAAGAAAGCUGAAGGUAAAAAGGCUCGUGAUGAUAAGGACAAAGUCAUGGAGAUGCUCUUUGCUGCCUUUGAAAAACAUCAGUACUAUAACAUCAAGGAUCUGCAGAAAAUUACACGGCAACCAAUUACUUACCUGAAGGAGAUCCUGAAUGAAGUAUGUGAUUACAAUGUCAAGAACCCUCACAGGAACAUGUGGGAAUUAAAGCCCGAGUACCGGCAUUAUAAAGCUGACGAGGUAGAGGCUGCAGAUGAUCCAGGAAGUGACUAAGGAUUUAAACUUAGCUAAGGCAUUUUUAUCAUGACUCAUAGUGAUGAACACCCCUUCCUCACCCUAUUGUUUCAUUUUUUGCAGUUUGUGUUGUGGUAUAUACAAAGGGAUAUAUUUGGUUUUAUUGUCUUUGAAGUAGGAAGAGAAAUUAUUAUUUUUUAACUGUUUGGAUAAGGGAUUUUUUAUCAUGACAUAGUGAUGAACAUGCCUUCCUCAACCCAUUUCUUUUUUUAUCCAGUUUGUUAUGAUAGUCAUUAUUUUUAUUAUUAUUAUAAUUGUAUUUGGAAUAGGAAGAGGAAUCAGUUUUUUUUAAUAUAUUUUUUUUUUAUUACUUUUGGUAUAUUUUACUGAUGUAAGUAUAAAGAGAACCAACUUUUCUGUAAUAAUUUAUUAAAUUUAUUAUUGAUUUUAUGAAGAUGAAUUUGUGUAAGGCUUCUUACUUAUAGCUGCUCCAUGUCAAACAUGUGCAUUUCAAAGUAUUAGGCUGUGGUAUUAUUUUUUUCGUAUAUUUCUAUGGUAAUACUAGUACAGUAAGGGGUUUUAGCCAAUAGAAAGGUUUGAAAUAAUGCUUAGAUACUUGCAUUGGUUAACAAAAGCAUUCUAGGAACAUCAAGAUUAUUUAUCUACAGUACUUAUUUCUUUUUUUUAAGUAUAUUGUAUUUUGACAAGGGUCUUGCAAUUUAUUAUGCAUCUUUGUUUCAGUAAUCAACUUGUAGUGAGAAUAUUUCAUAUAGUGUAUUGCAUACAUUAUCAGUUAAAUUUGUGCUAACUUUUCAUUAAUAGUACAAAUGGAAAUUUAGUAUCACCCAUUUAUGUUAAUUGGAAGCAUAUUGUUCAUACAACAAAAUACAGUGGAUUUUAUCUUUGUUGUCGCAUUUCAUUGUAGAAAUAUGAUGUCCAUUCCUUUUUUUUGUAUCGAUCAGUUUAAUAAAUUAUUUGAAAAGUA